UUGAAUCGUUUCACUUUCGAAAGGACGUCAUCGUAUGUCGGUACUAAACGCGCAAGUUCCACUGAGCUGCUACAAACUGCAGGAAUAGAGCUUAGCAAUCGCAGUAUCCUAGUUAGCUUGGGCAAGCGCACGAUAGUGUGGUACCAAGUAUGCUCUUACUAAAAUAAAACUUUAUUUUGAUUCAGUCGCGAUAUAUUCACAAAACUUUUUUGCGAUUAUUUAAACUGUGGACAUAUAACGAAAGUAUCCGGAUCGGUUGUCAACAUUGUCUUUCUUGUAGUGCAGUAGUCAAAAUCACGUGUACCUUCAAAGGAUUCUUCAGAUAUUAAUUUAAUAAAAAACGGUGAUUUAAAAUUUAAAUAAGUGACUGAUCGGGCCUGGAUAACCAAGUGCUUAUCUGCAUUUCGGUAGAUUUUUACCGAAAAUGGAAACUGUUGGAAAGUGCGUGAAGUGUAGUUAGUUAUAAUAACGUACGGACGCAUCUUACUAUUUAAAUAGUAAAAAGACAACCGCGAAUUUUCGGUAGUGAAAGUAGCGAGUGAAAGUUAAUUUGGAUUCAAUAACGAUGGAUUCACCGCAAAUGUAUGAUAAUCAGCAACAUACGCAAAAUGGUGCAGUGAUGAACCAUAAUGAGAAAAAAACUGUAAUUAUAAAUAAUAAUAGUAACUUAACGAAUUUAAAUACGAGUAAUGGAACGACUAAGCAAACGGCGGCACUACUAAAACAACACCACAUGCAACAGUACCAACACGGCGAAUUAAGCGAUCUGAACACCCCGGAAAUAUCACUAGACUUACAGAAUUUGAUAGACGAUUCGCAGUUAAUGAACGAAGGCAUCUUUACGGACAUCUUACAGAACCAAGUACCGAACAAACAUUUGCAAAAUUUACACCCUAGACAAGUAUUGAAUAGUUUACCCAGUUCGAAUUAUCCCAGAACGACUUUGGCGUAUAUGCCACAACCGGUACACAGUGGUGCUACUUACGCUGGAAACGGUAAUCAAACAUCGAGUAGUGAUUCGAAUAGUUCGGGAGUGAGUGACUCUCCAUUAAUUAAAGAAGAACCGAUCGACCCCCAAGACUACAGGCGAUCUUGUAACGUCAUGCCCAACAGCUACAUGCAAGGACCGUCUUAUCCACCGAACGGUGGUGCGCCGGGUUUCGCACCACUCACCCCCAGUAGCGUGUUGCAUCAUCAGCAGUUGAACGCGAUGAAGAACAAGGCGGUCAUGUUAAACCAGCACGCCGCCAGAAAACACAUGAAACCAUGCGACAAAAAUAGCGACGAGUACAGGCGGCGAAGGGAGCGAAACAACAUCGCCGUCAGGAAAAGUAGGGAAAAGGCGAAGGUGCGAACGCGCGAAACUGAGGAAAAAGUCAAAAUUCUCGUCAAAGAAAACGAAAGACUGCAAAAGAGGAUAGAGCUCCUAAGCGAAGAACUGAACGUACUUAGAAGUCUGUUUUCAAACGUGGGUGUCCUACCGGAGCACAUCCAUCGAGAAAUAAACAAACACCUGGAUGCCUUUCAAUUGCAACAGCAACAGCACAUGACAGAAGACAGAUCGAGGGUCAUGGACAUCAUAAAUGAUUACGGACAAUAGCCUAGAUAUUUUAUUUAAAUUAUUUGUACCCGAUAGACUUAAUUUUUUUGUAUACUGACGAAAUCGACGACAAAUCCGUUUGCCUUACAUACGACAAUAAGGUUAAAAAAACAUUUUUCAUGUAAUAUAUAAUUUGAACAGCGGAAAGUUUCGAUGUUAUUAAUCGCGUGAAGAAUUUUUUGUUCAGUUUUAUCUAGAUCUCCUUGGUGUCGAGAAAUAAUUUAUUAAUGAAACGAUUUUUGUUUAUUUUGCAAGGAAUCUUCACUUUUUUUAUAUUAUUUUAGAAAAUUUUGUAGAUAACUCGCGUCGUAUUAGAUUCCUUGCAAAAUAAAGUUAAUAGCUUUUAACGGGUAUUUAAAGAUUAGAAUUGUUCCGUUCGUUUUUUUGUGAUCGACUAAAGUGUAUUUUAAAAUGGAAUAUACUAUAAUUUUGCAACCGAAGCUAUCGUACCUUUUUUAAAUUAUAAUAGAUUGUAUUUCUAGAGGAUAUAUUUUUUUAAAAAA
Molecule: messenger RNA, 2103 nt
Organism: Photinus pyralis (common eastern firefly)
Lineage: Eukaryota; Metazoa; Arthropoda; Insecta; Coleoptera; Lampyridae
Gene: slbo
Product: CCAAT/enhancer-binding protein
Exons: 2
Coding region: 566-1600 (344 amino acids)
Biological process (GO): DNA-templated transcription; regulation of transcription by RNA polymerase II
Molecular function (GO): DNA-binding transcription factor activity, RNA polymerase II-specific; RNA polymerase II cis-regulatory region sequence-specific DNA binding
Source: RefSeq, a predicted model, not a curated record